UAUGUGGACUUUUUUGUAGAAUGCUUCCAGAGGUCAAUCGAAUCCCAUUCUUUUCACCUGUCCAAGCACGGGGACAAUCAGAGUUUGGGUUCGGAGAGUCCCGGGGGCUCACUGAGCCACUUAGCCUAUAUGAUCUGGAUGAUCUAGAUGUGACGUGGCUUGAACUGGUUAAUUCUGAAUUCAGACAACUAGCACUUCCAGAGCUGGAUGAGUUGACCAUGGAGCAGGUUUUGGUGGAGCUGGAGAGCAGGUGCGAGCAGAACAUGCGCAAGGCCAUCGAAACACAGGAGGGGCUGGGCAUUGAGUAUGAUGAAGAUGUGGUUUGUGAUGUGUGCCGCUCACCAGAGGGCGAAGACGGCAAUGAGAUGGUUUUCUGUGAUAAGUGCAACGUUUGUGUGCAUCAGGCAUGUUACGGGAUCUUAAAGGUGCCACAGGGUAACUGGCUGUGCAGGAUGUGUGCUCUUGGAGUGCAGCCCAAAUGUUUGCUGUGUCCCAAGAGAGGAGGAGCCCUUAAACCGACUCGUAGUGGCACCAAAUGGGUCCACGUCAGCUGUGCCUUAUGGAUCCCAGAGGUUAGCAUUGGCUGCCCCGAGAAGAUGGAACCUAUCACGAAAGUAUCCCAUAUUCCAGCAAGUCGAUGGGCCUUGUCCUGUAGCCUGUGUCAUGAACACACAGGCACAUGUAUACAGUGCUCCAUGCCAUCUUGCAUCAUUGCCUUCCAUGUGACCUGUGCAUUUGACCAUGGACUAGAUAUGCGUACCACUUUAGCAGAAAACGAUGAGGUGCGCUUCAAAUCUUUCUGUCUAGAGCACAGUAGCGGCUUGCACUCAAACAAAAGCAGUUGGAAUUCCGAUAGACACGCAGUUGCAGAAACGUCGGCAACUUAUUCCGAUCGUGCAAAGCAGGAACAAGCGGAACAAGAGAAAGCCAGUCAUCGUAAGCAGAAGUUGCAGGAGCUCGAGGAUGAGUUUUACAGAUUAGUGGACCCGAAGGAUGUCGCAGAGAGCCUUUGCCUGCCUGAUUCUCAUGUGGACUUCCUCUACCAGUACUGGAAACUGAGAAGAAAGGGCAACUUCAAUCAGCCACUGCUUGCCCUGAAGAGAGAUGAGGUGGACAAUCUGGCACAGCAGGAACAGGACGUUCUCUAUCGUCGUCUGAAGCUCUUCACUCAUUUACGGCAGGAUCUGGAGAGAGUCAGAAACUUGUGCUACAUGGUCACACGCAGAGAGAGGAUCAAACAGUCUUUGUGUAACCUGCAGGAGAAGAUAUUUAACCUGCAGAUUCAGCUCUUAGAACAGGAUCUGACCGGAGAAAAAGACAUUCAUCACCGCAAUGGAGCCAAGGAACGAGUGAAAGAGAGGAGAAAGAGCAGUCCAGAGAAGAAAGAGAAAUGGAAAUUGGAGAGCAACUCCCUAUUUAAACAGUUGGGCUUUGCCACAUCCUUUCCACUGGAUAGCUCGCUGUUUGACAGCUGGCUGGCUCAGUCGGUUCACAUCACCACAGAUAACAUGCUGAGCCAGUGGUCUCUUUCCAGAGAGACACACGACCCCUCCGCAAGCCUCCUAUCGGACCAGCUGCUGCAGGGCGAGGAAAGUUUGCUUAGUCUCAUGAUGGACCACUCCAUGAAAUCCACCUGGAAAACACCCCAACUGGGCCGAAAGACGAGGGGCGGGCCACGCAGCCGCAGUCACCGAAGGUCUGUUUCACUUCCACAGUUCGGAUCCACAGUGACAGGAAAGGUUUCUUCGGAGGACCGUCGCGCUGUGGGAGGUAAACAAGAAGCAAGAGCACGCCGCCGCCGCAGUCACACCCGCAGCUGCGGCUCAGGCGGUCCGGACCCCCCGCAACCCCCCAUUUCCAAAAUGGACUCCUGCCACAUUUCCGAGGAGCGUGGCUCUCGGCACAACAGCACGAAUGCUGGAGAUAGUUCCCAGGUGGCUUCACGUCUGCGUCUCACAAGACAGGGUAAGUUGCGCUCUAAAAGUGAGAUGGCAGAGCCGCAGAACAGCUCCUCUGCGAACGACGACGUAUCUGCGCUCGACCCAGAGACAGACGGCUAUUUCUCAGAUGCAGAACAGAGCGACUCGGAAAUGCGCUCCUCCGGCCGAAAGUUGCGCUUGGCCCAGCUGCGUGCUGGAAAUGAAGAAGUGGUUCGGCGAAGUGUACUCGCCUCUUAAAACCACAUGGAAGUUGUCUUUGGAUGUCUAAUCUUUUCACAGUUACUAUAACACAUAUUUCAUCAAUAGGACAGUUUUUAUCAGUUUGUAGACCUUCAACUGUAAUAGCUUGCGAAACAAAAUGUUUUCUUUUCUUCGUAGCCUGAAUAUAUAUAUGAAACCGUAACCAUUUGUGCUUAACAAAACAAGAGAAACAAUGCUUAGACUGUGAGACGUAUCGUGUUGGGAAGCAAUAGGAUCUGUCCUAAAAUAAGGACAACAAUGUGGGCAUUAUGACGUGUCUGUUCAGGUUAAGCUUGUUUUGAUUGAAUACAUACUGUACUGUAUGUAGUAUGAGUCCAUAGGAUGAGGCUGAUACGGCCCGUGAUGUUCAGAGGAAAAAGCACAAAUAGUCAUUGGGUUAUGCAGUAGCACACCUGUACUUGUGUCUCGUUGUACUUUUUAAAUGACGACUAGACUAAACAUACCAGCAUCAUUCAUACAUCACUUCCAUACAGGUUAGCUUCCAUGUGUGGAUCUUAUAAAACCUGUUUAAAACUAGUCUGGCUCAUGUUUCACCCCAGGUUAAGACAUUUACUUUAAAUACAUUUUUAUUAUUUUCAUGACAGUUGAGAAUAUCAGCUGUAUGGUAACUGCUGCUCAUAGGGGAUAAUGAGAAUAAUAGAUGUUAUUUAAAGAAUAAAAGUCUCAAUGUAAAAUGUGCAGAUGCAUUACAGCAAUGUGAAAAAUAUGGGAUUCAUUAUAAAAACAUUCUUUCAUUUUUUUUAUAUUGGAGUGAAAUUUGAUCUGGAUAUGCAUUUGUGAGAGUCACCCUUAUAUGUCACACUGUCUCUUCCACUGGUUUUGUUUUGGUUUAUUGGUGGAGAAUCAAAUCAUCUGUGUUUUUCAUGACAGCGUGCCUUCUGUAGCUCCCCACAUCUUAUUUGAUCAGAACGAUGGCAAUCACAAAUAUGAGAAUAUGACAGUGCCUGAAAUAUCAGACCCUCAAUUGACCAGAAAACACAGAAUCUCACCCCGCUUCAUAGAAAUGGUGCCCAUAAACCAGCACUGACCGGUCCAUUAAUUGUUUCUUGGCCAAAAUUGAAUUGAGACUUCCUCAGGCUUUGAUACUUAAUUUCUGGCUCUUUUGGUGAGGUGUAACCAAUCAACCCAUGAUGUUUGUCUCAGGGUUCUAGAGAAGAUUGUGAUUGCAAUCAUUUAAGAGAAAACCUAAAAGUUAAACGUGAACAUUCGCUAGCCAACGUUUAAUGUUUUAAUAGGUUUUCUCAAAACAUCAUGAUGAAAUUGAUUAUGUUUUUAUGUUUGUUUUGUGAUGAUGAUGAUGAUGAUGAUGAUGAUGAUGCCAAAGAAUAGUAACUGAGCACAUGCUCUGAAGUGGAUGUAAACACAGUAUCUGGAUCUCCUGAGGUUCACGGUUUGCACUGAUAUCUACUUUGUACACUCCUGGACUGCAUCAUCGAUUCGCUUUCUUUCAUCACAUGCAAGAGAGGUCCAAUGAUGGGCCACAGGAAGUCUUUAUUUGUAAAUGGUCUGUUUAUUAGACACAACUGACAAUACGAUGUGUGUAAAUGAGAACGUGCGUGUUUGGAUUUGGAUGUGUUGCGUCAGCCCGUAAACACAAAGGAAUUGUUCGCUCAAAACUCUCAAUGGAACGCAUCGCUCUCCAUCUGGUUCAUAGUGCCACCAUGUUAAAGUUGUCACUUGAGAGUGUAUAUUUUAUGACAUGGUAGUUUUUUUUAUCGUGUUUGCACAUUCAAACUUGUCAUGCAGUUGUUUACUGUAGGAUGCACACAAAGAGUGCUGUACUUGUGCCUGAACAAAAGUGGAUGAAUGAAUUUGUUCAGGUGCCAGUAUAGUACAUUGUGACCUCUACAUAGUAAAGUGCUUUAAUUAACAUCAUACAUUACUGUGUUCCUUACACAGACCUGUCAUCGUUUAUGUCUGUGAAAACCCAGCUAAAGUCAUUUUGUUUUCUACAUAAACUCAUUCAACAUAAUCUAAAGGACAUUCUGUGAAAUUUAACCUUGAUAUUGACUGAGUAAGGAGACUUAAAUCAAGUCUUGAUGUUUUAAAUCUCGUCGUUAGAUGAUUUUUAGUCUGGAUUUCACAGACAGGUUCACAUACUGUAUGGAAAAAGUGUAGUAUUUAAAUGGCAGAAGUUUGUGUGACCCGUUCCACUGGAAACAGGCUUCAUCCGACUCACAGAACCUGUACAGAUCUCAUGUAUCUUAGUCGCUUUAAUAGACUCAUCAUAGCCUUUAGUGAAUUGCUGAACCAAACACAGAUAUGAAAUACUGUGCCUUUAGUGAAACCCACCGCAGGGCUUUAAGCCUCUUUAUCAUGCUUAGUUGCUGUUUGUGUACCCAAGCUAAUGUAUACUCCGCUCAAUCACUGUAAAUCUUUAGCUUCUGUGAUAUCAUUUACAUUCACCCACAAAUCCAGACUUUACUCUUCAGUAGCCUAAUAAUGCGGUACAGUAAGAGAAUAACAGGUGAAAGCAGAUUUGAAUUUGUUUGCAAACAUUUGUUUAAAGGGUAAAUGAGCUUUACUUGUUAGUCUUCUGUCUUCACUAUUACCUUUACCUGGAUAGAAAAAAAAAACUGCUUUUCUUUGGGUUUAAGCAUUUUCUCAAGGUCGAAAGGACAAUUGAGGAGCUCGGAUGCAAAAGCCGCUAAACGACACCUCCGUCAAAAAUGAGAUAAUGAUAUUUACCGGAUGCUCUCAGUAUGUUUUAUAUUCAUCAAAUACUUUCCCUUCAAAUGCACUUAAUCCCAGCCUCAGGCUAUUCAGAAAUAGUUUUUUUUUUUUUGCAGAAUCUAAUAAAAGGUCUGAUUAAAAAAUGCUCAUUUACAAAAAUUAUGUCAGACAUUCUUAGAGGGUUUCUGAGCUCUUCAAUUCUUUCAAUCACAUAGAGACUGAAUGAGAUCAGUAAUAAAUAGUUUAAUUCUUUAGGGAUAUAGAUUAUUCCAUGUGAUAAAUGUUCAGGUCAUAUUUCACCCCAACUUAAAUAGACAACGAAUCAUAAGGUUCAAAUGAACCGUUUUAAGGACCAUUGCGAUUUUUUCAUUUGGACAUUAUUUUAAUGACAACAAAGCCCUACGUAUACUUUCGUGUUGAUGUGUAUGCGUACAGUAUACGUAAAAACGAUUUCACCAUCGACAGACUGAUUUUUAUGUGUGCAUAUUUUGCACAUGCACCUGAAUUUAUAUGCACUAAUUCCACAAAAUGGCAACACUGCUGUUAUUUCAAAGAUAGUUAAACAAGAAAGGAGACGGGUUGUGCUUUGUUUUCUUUAAGUAAAUGGAAUUAAGUUUGUUCUUUGUGUUGGGGUGAAAUACGACAGAUGUCUACGAUCAGUAUUGUCAAUAACCUCUCAAUUAACCUGCAUGGACUUCUGUAUUUACUGCUCAUAUGUUGGUCACUUUCCUGAACUGCAGUCCAUCGCUUAAGGUCUUUUAUUUGGUCCUAAAUUCUUCAAAGAACAAUCGAAGUUGAUUCUAAAUCUACUCGCGUGUUUACUGUUCAGCAAGACUUUCCAUAUAGGUCCUGUCUUUAUUUUCUCGUUUUUAUGGAAGUAGUAGAUCAUGGUCAGGAGAAGUGAAUCACUUGCAAUCAAGAAUAAUCACGUGUGUCCUGUAAAUCUGUCAACAUUUUCAACUUCCCAUUGAUUCUGAUAUGAUACGAUAUAAAUGUUGCAGGAGUGUAUCCUUAUAUUCUUUGUUUCAAGGAAUGUUGUGCCAUUUGUUAAUAGCAGAGAGAACUAUUGAACAUAGAAGAGCUAUUUUAAAUUAUUUUAGGCUUUUUUGCUAUAUAUUUAUUUUUUGUAUUGGAAAUCUUUAUAGGAGGAAAAAAACAUAUUUUUCAUCAGUGCAAAAACCUAUUUUCCUUUUUUUUUACAUUUUCCAUGUUAAGCUGUCAUUCAGAGCAAUAUAAUGUUCAUGUGAGUGUAUGUGCAUGCUGUUUGUGAUGCCUUAAUAACAGCUCCUGUCCCAUCAUAGCAUCAGCGCUCAGCUGUGGUCGACCGGUGCAGUCAAUAAAGCUGUGCUUUUCAUUUA
Misgurnus anguillicaudatus (oriental weatherfish) is the source of this 6232-nucleotide messenger RNA. Lineage: Eukaryota; Metazoa; Chordata; Actinopteri; Cypriniformes; Cobitidae. The record is from RefSeq and is a predicted model, not a curated record.